This is a messenger RNA of Chaetomium globosum CBS 148.51, 2142 nucleotides long. RefSeq lists its product as uncharacterized. Bases 1 to 2142 code for a protein of 713 amino acids. The record is from RefSeq and is a predicted model, not a curated record. The transcript is spliced from 6 exons. NCBI's taxonomy places the organism in Eukaryota, Fungi, Ascomycota, Sordariomycetes, Sordariales, Chaetomiaceae.
AUGGGCUUGCACUGCAGUUUUCUCCCACUUCGGGAAAUCACUGUCAACUCACGGCCACUCGUCAAACGCGCAAUCCAAUUCUCAUGCGAUGGCGACCUCGCCGUCACCGCCGACGACUCUGUCCAUGUCUUUGUCCCAGAGUUCCCCGAUUUCUCCAAACGCCGAGAAAAGCUAAAAGCCCGUAUUAAUGGCCAGCAAUAUGGGGCUGAGGAUGACUCCUCGGAUGAAGAAGAAGACGAGAAUGGAGGCCCAAGGAAAUACAACCAUCAAGCCCUUCGCGCUCAGUAUUCCGAGGGCAGCAAGCACAUGCCCGUGUCUUUCCCGCCGUUAGAUCCGCGCGUCAACCGGGAACUCUUCGCGGCUCAAGAUAUUCGCUUUCCUUACGAAGGCGCGGCCGAUGCUGAUGUUGCGGACGCCGACAGCAACGACGACUCUGCGGGCUCCGAAGACGCCUACGAUUCGGAAGAUGAUGAAGACGACCAGGGCACCGGUUUGGGUACCAACCGGCCCUACGGUGCUGGCUAUGGGCCCAUCACCGGAGUUGGAAGCAGCAUGAACCACGUUGUGGGCAUCGGCUGGUCUCCGUCUGGCCUGGGGGUCAAUCGCCGCCCUGUUCUGGCCGUCUUGACGGGCUCGGGGACGCUCACUAUUUUCGGAGAUGGUAGCGAGUUUGCAAAUAUCUUGCCGCGCGCCAACGAGGGGAUGCUCCAGCGCCGCGAACUCAACUCAUGGGUCGUUCUUUGGGGUGUCGGCGAGCGCUUGAUCGUUCCGGGUCAGCAGACUGAAAUCAGCGAGUACCUUCGCGGCUUCGCAUGGGCCCGCGAGGUUGCGCCUGGCCAAGCCUUGCUUGCCACCAUCAACGACUUGAACGAGGUGGCUAUCAUCAGUGUACAAUGUAUUUUUGUGGCGGAUGACACCGGUCCCAAGGGGGGUUUCUCGUUCCAAACAGAACCCCGGGAGAACGUCGUUUGGUUGGUGCGUGAGAUCGCACGUUUCAAGGCGCAAGGGCCUCAUAAAACAACAAACCCGCUGGACCCAGACUUUGUCCCCUUCGGUACUUCGUUUGGUCUAAGAUGGGGACCCUGGCUCCAAGCCAACGGCUCUCGCACCUGUGCGCUUUCUUUUAUUGACCGAGGCUACGUUGGUUUCCGAACCGUCACAGUCAAGGAGCCCUGGGCUAGAGGCGAGCUUCCAAGCCUGGAAGUCGGGUCCGAGGACAUCCACGGCAUGUGCGUGCACCUUUCGGUCGACGCGUUCGUUGAGUUUGAGGAUGCUAUAUGGACGCAAGGCCCCAUCACUUCUUGCAGAGGACUAAUUGCCACUGGUGGAUCGGAGGGCUCUGGUUCGGAGUCUGAGGAUGAAGAAGAUGACCUCGAUAUGGAUGGCGACCUUGACUCUCUCGGGGAUGAAGACGAAGUGGUUGAUAGUGCCAAAGCCACGAUCCUCGAGAUCCCCGAGAUCCACCCCCAUCGCUACCGUCUCCACGGCCUGACCCUCUCCCCCGGGGGCGGUGUCGCCGCGGUCCUCGCCAGCAACCACAGCACACAGAGACCCGAGCGCGGUGGCUGGCAUACGGUGAGGUCUACUGUGAUGUUUGGCCACAAGUCCCGGCGUCAGCGUCAAACGGCGCAGGCGUCACAGAUCGACUACGGCUACCCAAUCGACCCGCAAGUGAUGGACAUGAGUCCGAAAAACCACACUGCGGUGGUCAACCCUGACCACUACAACCACCUAACAACCGAAGCCAAACUGUUCGAAAACCUCUACGGUGGCGGCCCCGAAGUUCCCGGCGUGCACUACCACCCCACCCACACCACCGCCACCAACACCACAACAACCUCAUCCUCCUCCCCACCUCCGACCUCCACCUCCACCCCCAACACUAAAAACUACCUCCGCUCCCUCUUCGCUCCCGCCCAAGCAACCCAAAAGUGCGACCUCUGCGGCGCGGCCAUGGACCAGCGGCGCGGCGGGCUCAGCGGGUGCCGGCACGGGCACUUUUUCGGGACGUGUGCGACAUCGGGGUUGGCGGUGCAGACGCCCGGGGCCACACGCAGUUGCGGUGCGUGCGGCCUGCGCACGAUGCGCGCCGAGGUGCUCGUCGCCAAGAUGCCCGACCCGGGGAGGCGGGAGGAGAUCUAG